This is a messenger RNA of Mesoplodon densirostris (Blainville's beaked whale), 1077 nucleotides long. It is a transcript of the gene TM4SF18, whose product is annotated as transmembrane 4 L six family member 18. The record is from RefSeq and is a predicted model, not a curated record. The transcript is spliced from 6 exons. Gene Ontology annotation, cellular component: membrane. NCBI's taxonomy places the organism in Eukaryota, Metazoa, Chordata, Mammalia, Artiodactyla, Ziphiidae. The coding region runs from base 202 to 807 and encodes 201 amino acids.
GUAAAAACACCACAUUCCUUUGGCACAGGAUGAAGACCAGCUCAGCUUCUCAGCCGUUGAUCUUUGUCUAUUGUUCUCCAAACAGUAAACCACUAUUUCCACACCGACAGAUUGCAGGCUGCAGUUGUGUCUGAGUCCUGGACUCCUCAUGAAUAUGAACUGAAGGGCUCUGACCCAGAAAGUGGUUCUGAGCAGGGUAACAUGGGGUCUUGGAAAUGUGGAAGCUGCCUGAGUAGUCUGCUGAUUCCUCUUGCACUUUGGAGUAUAAUUGUAAACAUAUUAUUGUAUUUCCCCAAUGGGCAAGCUUCCUAUGCAUCCAGCAAUAAACUCACCAACUACGUCUGGUAUUUUGAAGGAAUCUGUUUCUCAGGUAUUAUGAUGCUUAUAGUAGCAGCAAUUCUUCUUGUACUGGAGAAUGAUAACAACUAUAAAUGUUGCCAGAGUGAAAACUGCAGCAAAAAAUACAUGACACUGCUGUCGAUGAUCUUUUCUGCCCUUGGAAUUGCUUUCUCUGGAUACUGCCUGGUCAUAUCUGCUUUGGGCCUUCUUCAGGGCCCUUACUGCCGUACCCUUGAUGGCUGGGAGUACGCCUUUGAAGGCACUGCAGGACGUUUCCUUACAGAUUCUAGCAUAUGGAUUCAGUGCCUGGAACCAGCACAUGUAGUGGAGUGGAACAUCAUCUUAUUUUCUAUUCUCAUAGCUCUCAGUGGUCUUCAAGUGAUUGUCUGCCUCAUCAGAGUAGUCAUUCAGUUGUCCAAGAUACUGUGUGGAACCUAUUCAGUCAUCAUCCAGCCUGGAAUCAUUUGAAUAAGAACAACAAUCUUUUUCUUUCUCAAGAUAUGGUCAUCUACCUGUGUCAAUUGUUUGGACUUGAGGGCCAUAUUCAGAUGAUGGCUUUUUUCUCCAGUUGGUGUUUAUUGUCCUCAUUGGAAGUGCCUUCCAUUUAGAAUUUUUUUCUAAGCUGUAUGUGUCAGGAUCUUCAGAAAUGUUCAUACCCUUUGAUCAAAUAAAUCCAAUUUCUAUAGCCUAUACUAUGAAAAUAAAUAAGAAUAUAAGAUAAAGCUUUAUGCAACUACA